Messenger RNA from Acaromyces ingoldii, 1422 nucleotides. RefSeq names its product MFS general substrate transporter. The transcript has 7 exons. The record is from RefSeq and is a predicted model, not a curated record. Gene Ontology annotation, biological process: transmembrane transport. The coding region runs from base 1 to 1422 and encodes 473 amino acids. Gene Ontology annotation, molecular function: transmembrane transporter activity. NCBI's taxonomy places the organism in Eukaryota, Fungi, Basidiomycota, Exobasidiomycetes, Exobasidiales, Cryptobasidiaceae.
AUGACUUCCAGCGGACUGCUUUUGUCGCCCUUCAGGCAGGUCGCCUUGAUGCUGACCUUGUCCUUGUCGGCAUUCAGCGCAAAUUACGUCGCCGCCGCUCACCUCAUUGCCCUCUUCGAGGUGGCAGAAGCGUUUCAUGUGUCCCUGAAAGCGUCGGCCGACACGAUUGGCUUUGGUCUUUUGGGACUUGGCACCGCGCCCUUUCUCUGGAAUCCGCUGAGUGCGGUGAUUGGAAAGCGGACUACAUAUCUGUUGGCCUGGUUCCUUUUCCUUCUAAUGACCAUCUGGAUUGCGUUGUCGACAUCCUACGCCAGCUUCUCUGCCGCGCGCUUCUUUGCUGCGUUCACUGGAGGCGUGGCCCAAUCGCUACCAGCCAUAUUUAUUGCUGAGAGGAUUGCGGAGCGCUGGAGAGGCUCGGCUGUAGCUUGCUGGACUCUCUUUAUGAUUGGCGCGGCAACUGGAUCACCGGUAAUUGGCGCUGCGUUCCUCACCAGAGUCGGCUGGAGGUGGUUAUACUACUUUACGAUUAUCCUGGUCGGAUUCAAUGGUUUCCUCCUCUGGAUUUUUCUCCCUCGAUCGACGGUGGCAAAGGCACGAAUUCGAGAUACGGAGACGAAGCACUUCGAUGCGGAAAACGUCUUCGAAGAGAAGUCAAUGUUCGAGCCGUCCUGCCAGACAACCAGCGUGAGCGCAGACCACACGGCCCCAUCUCGGAAAGAGCGAGUCAUGGUUGCGAUCGCGAAGAAUUCCCGCGUGUUUUUGCGCCAAGCGAUUCGCCCUCUUCGCAUGCUCCUCGACCCUACCGUCGUGCUCGUGUCGCUCUACUGCGCCAUGCUCUUUGGAUGGGCCGUCGGUGUCACACUGAUCGUUCCCGAGGUUUACGAACUACCACCCUACAAUUAUUCGAAGCUAGCAGUCGGCGGUUUCUCUGGUGCAGGUGUCGUGGGACUCGUCAUAGGUAAAUUCGCUGGCGGAUACUUGGCCGAUGUCUAUGCGAUCUAUAAGCAAAGGCAAAGCGGACAGUACAUUCGCGAGCAACGUCUUUGGGCUUGCGUUCCUCACUUUUUGCUCUACGGGCUCGGUCUUCUCAUUUUCGGAAUUGGCUUACAAAAUCACUGGCCUUGGCCUGCGCCCAUCAUUGCUGGUUUUGGAGUCCUCGCAUUUUCUCUCGUGGCCGCUCUCGGAAUCUUGCAGACUUACAUGAUCGAGUGCAACUUGGAAGCAACGAUCGAGUGCAUGGCCAUUUUCAACUUUGCAAAGAACACGUUUGCCUUUGCCUGCCCCUUUUUUCUCCCUGGCUGGGCUUUUUCAGGCUUCACGAAAGCCUAUGUAGUCCAGGCUGUCCUAUCCGUCUUCUUGGGUCUCCUCCUCUGUACUUUCCUCCUUUUUAGAGGGAGGACGGUCACACGAAGAGACUCAUGA